Molecule: messenger RNA, 2422 nt
Organism: Conger conger (European conger)
Lineage: Eukaryota; Metazoa; Chordata; Actinopteri; Anguilliformes; Congridae
Product: probable endonuclease 4
Exons: 8
Coding region: 305-1291 (328 amino acids)
Biological process (GO): base-excision repair
Cellular component (GO): nucleus; mitochondrion
Molecular function (GO): zinc ion binding; phosphoric diester hydrolase activity; DNA binding
Source: RefSeq, a predicted model, not a curated record
CACCCAAAACAGUUACAAUCAAUGAGCUAGCGAGCACUAGUUAAUAUUUCCUACUUGGUAGCUAACUUAGCCAACUAUAACUAAUAUAAGUUAAUUACUUUGCUAAUUGAUUGUUCGAUAUAGUUAGCUGGCUAAUUGCACCUGAUUUUAUCUAAAGUUAAGUUCUAAUUUGUACGACUGAAAUGUUCGUUGGAUUGCUAGCCAGCUACCUAGCCGUCUCUGAUUUGUCUUUAUUUCACUUGCACACCAGGAGACCGAUCUCUUGCUCAUCUUGAGAGGUGCAAUACGACUACGAAACGUCAUUAUGGGUCCGAAAAAGAAAGUAACGAGGAAGAGGAAGCCAGAGGAAGACAAUAAAGGCUCAGAAGUGGAAGAAGAGAUUGAAGGAGAGGAACCCAAGGAAAAAGAGAGGAAGGGAAAAGACAAGAAAAGAGGAAAAAACAAAUAUAUUGGAGCUCAUGUCUCCAUAUCUGGUGGGAUUUGGAAAGCCGUAGGGGACUGCUUAGCCAUUGGGGGACGCAGUUUUGCCAUUUUUCUGGGGUCACAGCGCUCCUGGCAGAGACCACCCCUCAACACCGCAGCAGCAGAGAAAUUUCAGAAGGCCUGUGCAGAAAAUGGGUUCAAUCCAGUGCACAUACUACCACACGGAUCCUACCUGAUGAACUGCGGCUCUCCCAAGCAAGACGUGUUUGAGAAAAGCCAGGCCCUGCUGGUAGACGAGCUCGGCCGCUGCAGUGCCCUGGGCCUCUCCCUCUUCAACCUGCACCCGGGCGCCUCUCUGGGCUCCAUCACCACGGAGCAGUGCCAGGAGAAGAUCGCCCAGGCCAUCAACCAGGCCCACCAGCAGACCCCCGCCAUCGUCACUGUGCUGGAGAACAUGUGCGGCCAGGGCAGCACGGUGGGGGGGCAGUUCGGCGAGCUGCGGGGUAUCAUCGACAGGGUGCGGGACCAGAGCCGUGUGGGGGUGUGCCUGGACACCUGCCACGCAUUUGCCGCCGGGUAUGACCUGUCUGUGAAAGGAGGGGUGAAGUCAGUGCUGGAUGAGUUUGACCAGGUGGUGGGACUGUCCUAUCUACGGGCUCUCCACCUCAACGACUCCAAAGGAAAGCUUGGCUGCCACCUGGACCGGCAUGAGGACAUCGGACACGGCCAGAUCGGAAUACCGGCGUUCCGUGACAUAGUGAACGAGCCCCGGCUGGACAACAUUCCCAUGAUUCUGGAGACGCCCGGACGCCCAGGGUUUGAGGACAAAGAACAGAUUGAGCUGUUAUACUCCCUGUGUAAGCACUAAAGUCCAGGGCCCACCACAUUAUCCCCAACAGACCCACAACCCCCUGCCAGAGUCAAAGUGACCAAAGCCGUUCUGCUACCUGCUGUUCAGUGCUGUUUGUUUUAGGUCCAUCUGUUUUGUAUUGUUCAAGGUGAAAAGUUACUUCUUUUUUUUUUUAAGAGACUUUGAAGUAAUAAAUUAAUGUAAUAACAAACCCUCAACGGUCUUAUUUAGAAUGGGUGUAGGUAACCCUCAUUUCCCAUAUCAUUUCCUCUUGCAUACUUUAAUAUACUUUACUUUAAAAUAUGUGCAAAGUGACAGACACACUCAACGGGUUUCAGUUCGGUAAUUUCCUGGUGUAUCACCCUGAAUGGGGAAUUUUAAAACAAAGCGAGGGACUCUUUGGUGCUUGUGCUUGCACUUUGUGACAGUCUGUCUGACCUCUAGGGGGAGCCAGAGAUAAAGAAAUAGAAUGCAAACCACUGCUGUCACACAUCGGUUUUGCAUUAACAACAUCCUCUGGGGUUUAAUCUCUUACUGGUGAGACAGGUGGGCCUCCAUUUUUGAGGUCACUCAAAAAAAGUAGAUGGGUAAUUUCAGUAAUUUAAAAUUAUACAUUGACCCAGGAUCAGAUAAAAUGGGGCAGGGUUGUCUGCCCCUCUCUCCCAGUACAGUGUUAACUAUGAUCUAAACCACGUGCAUGUUAUACUAGUAGUAGAGAUGAGUAGUAUUGCUACAGUAUGAAAGUCCACAGUCUUUGGGGAGCCAGUGCAGGAGACACAGAAUGUUUUCCUGUCAUCACUGAGUGAAGCAAGUGUUCCUUCCCAUCAGCCGCGCUGUUGAGAGUGCGAGACAGGAAACGUGUCAUUUGCCGUGGUGUGGAACGACAGGAAGCAGAGGUGGCCUGCAGUGGACUGCUUCUCAUUCAGAGUGCAGCUAACAGGAAAUACCUGCCUGCCGCAACCCCAUUGGUCUCUGUGGAAAAACAAGCUCCAGAGGGGUCUGUAAUGGAGGAGGGCGUGGGAGCAGGUCUCCCUGCAGCAAGCACUGAGAUGGCUGACUGCCCAUCUCUUUAUCCCUAUGAGAUCUGUGGGCAUUAUGUUUAUUUACUGUGUUUGGGGGCAGAGGGGUGGCAGCCUUUUUGAUGUUUGU